Messenger RNA from Sus scrofa (pig), 4320 nucleotides. RefSeq names its product potassium voltage-gated channel modifier subfamily S member 2 (gene KCNS2). Gene Ontology annotation, cellular component: voltage-gated potassium channel complex; membrane. Gene Ontology annotation, biological process: protein homooligomerization; action potential; potassium ion transmembrane transport. The record is from RefSeq and is a predicted model, not a curated record. Gene Ontology annotation, molecular function: protein binding; voltage-gated potassium channel activity. NCBI's taxonomy places the organism in Eukaryota, Metazoa, Chordata, Mammalia, Artiodactyla, Suidae.
AAGGUCGCCGUAGGCAGCCCCCUGCCUGCGCCCUAGGAGGAGAGAGCAUGGCAGUAACAGCUGUCACCAGCGGAUAGGUGAGGGGUUGAGAAAGGUGUUGGCCCUGCGUCGAGCCGAGGGCUCAAAAGGGUCGCCGUGACGCGCGGGAGGGGAGCAGAGAAGCCCGGGCGGCCGCCGCGAGCGUUGCUGGAGCUGUCCGUUCAGCACCACCGCGCCGCGCCCCAGCUCAGGGCCCGCGCCGAGGCGCACCGGCUCAGCUCCCGCUCCAGCUCCCGCGGGCUGUGGCGCGCGCUGUUGUCUUCGGUGCUAAGGGGCGCGCGGAUCUAGAGGCGGAGGGGAAGGGGCCUCUGCGAGCAUUGGGGCCACGCAGCCACCUGUGAGUCUCCGGCAACUGCGGGCGGUGGCGGCAUCUCCGGCCGGAGACAGAAGACGCUCGGCGGACCCCGCCCGCCCGCCCGCCGGGUUCACACACACUCGCACCCGCGCGCACACGCACAGUCAGCCGGCAGCGGCCGCAGCAGCUAUGCUCGCCGGCAGGUCGGGGAAGUUUCCCGCCGGCCUUGGCCGCGGGUCCCCAUGCUCGCAGGUGUAGCGCCCUCGCGCGGCGCGGGCGUUUGGGCGUUUCCAGCAUGACCGGCCAGAGCCUGUGGGACGUGUCGGAGGCCAACGUCGAGGAUGGGGAGAUUCGCAUCAACGUAGGCGGCUUCAAGAGGCGGCUGCGCUCCCACACGCUGCUGCGCUUCCCGGAGACGCGCCUGGGCCGCCUGCUGCUCUGCCACUCGCGCGAGGCCAUUCUGGAGCUCUGCGAUGACUAUGACGAUGUCCAGCGUGAGUUCUACUUUGACCGCAACCCCGAGCUCUUCCCAUACGUGCUGCAUUUCUACCACACCGGCAAACUUCACGUCAUGGCGGAGCUGUGCGUCUUUUCUUUCAGCCAGGAGAUUGAGUACUGGGGCAUCAACGAGUUCUUCAUCGACUCCUGCUGCAGCUACAGCUACCAUGGCCGCAAAGUAGAGCCCGAGCAGGAGAAGUGGGACGAGCAGAGCGACCAGGAGAGCACCACAUCCUCCUUUGAUGAGAUCCUGGCCUUCUACAACGAUGCCUCCAAGUUCGAUGGGCAGCCCUUGGGCAACUUCCGCAGGCAGCUGUGGCUAGCGCUGGACAACCCUGGUUACUCGGUCCUGAGUAGGGUCUUCAGCGUCCUGUCGAUCCUGGUGGUGCUGGGGUCUAUCAUCACCAUGUGCCUCAAUAGCCUGCCAGACUUCCAAAUCCCAGACAGCCAGGGCACCCCUGGCGAGGACCCCAGGUUCGAAAUCGUGGAGCAUUUUGGCAUCGCCUGGUUCACAUUUGAGCUGGUGGCCAGGUUUGCUGUGGCCCCUGACUUCCUCAAGUUUUUCAAGAACGCCCUAAACCUUAUUGACCUUAUGUCUAUCGUUCCCUUUUACAUCACUCUGGUGGUGAACCUGGUCGUGGAGAGCACACCUACCUUGGCCAACUUGGGCAGGGUGGCCCAGGUCCUGAGGCUGAUGCGGAUUUUCCGCAUCUUAAAGCUGGCCAGGCAUUCCACUGGCCUUCGCUCCUUGGGGGCCACCCUGAAAUACAGCUACAAAGAAGUAGGGCUGCUUUUGCUGUACCUCUCUGUGGGGAUUUCCAUCUUCUCUGUAGUGGCUUACACCAUUGAAAAGGAGGAGAAUGAGGGCCUGGCCACCAUCCCCGCCUGCUGGUGGUGGGCCACCGUUAGUAUGACCACUGUGGGGUACGGGGAUGUGGUCCCAGGGACCACAGCAGGGAAGCUCACCGCCUCUGCCUGCAUCCUGGCAGGUAUCCUAGUGGUGGUACUGCCCAUCACCUUGAUCUUCAAUAAGUUCUCCCACUUUUAUCGACGCCAAAAGCAACUUGAGAGUGCCAUGCGCAGCUGUGACUUUGGAGAUGGAAUGAAGGAGGUCCCUUCUGUCAAUUUAAGGGACUACUAUGCCCAUAAAGUUAAAUCCCUCAUGGCGAGCCUGACGAACAUGAGCAGGAGCUCGCCAAGUGAACUAAGUUUAAAUGAUUCUCUACAUUAGCUGGGAGGGCUUGACAUCCUCAGACCCAUGUUGCUGAGCCUUGCGCCUUGGGCACAGUCCAGGCACCUUAGGGUUAUGGCGUAAGGAGUAUACCCAGCCCCAAAGGGGAGAGAUGCAUGGGAGAUGCACCCCAGGUUGCUUUUACAGUAUUUAGGAUCAUUUUUAGAGGGUGGUGUGUCUGACACCAUGCCUUUGCACCUUUCAAUGAAAUGACACUCACUGGUCUUUACAUCGUGGACAUGAAAUGUUCACCUUUCUGCCGGAUGAGUACCACCUAGAAUGCCAAUUUCUCUGUCCAUUGUGUUCUCUAUUCUAGUGCUCGUGGCCCAGUACUGUCUCUGAGUUGUUUGUGCUUCUGUUUCUGAGGUUGUCAUGUGACUUUUGUACAACCCUCCCCCCCCCACAAAUCUGUCCAGUGGAAACAAGGAUAUGGUGAGGUUUUGCUCACAGUUGUGUGAAAACAAAAUCUCAGUUCUUUAUCCAUUGCUUUCAUUUAGUUUUAAUACCAAAACAAAGAGGAUGUGACAUUAAGUACACAUGACUGAUGCAAGUCUGUGUGUUGUUUUUAUAAAUGACCUGUAGCUCUGUGGCUUGCAUGGGUACCCUGCUCACCUUUAGAACAAUGUACACUGUUGUUCCUCUCAUAGAUGUUGCUCUCUAGAGAAUGUUACUUUGUUAAACGUGUAGUGAAGAUUGAAAUUUUUCCCCAACAACAGAUGCAUUAGGACUGGGCUUUAGCUAAAUGUAGGCCAAAUUGCAGAAUGCUUGAAGACCCUUCAAAGUCAGGGCCUCCUUCUUUCCUAGCUGGUCAUAGAGACAUUUAUUUCUGGCUGAGGUUCCUGGUCUAGGUCAUUUGGCCAAACUCUGCUCUGUCUUAGACCUUAGCAUGUUUUUGAAAUGUUUCUUUUUUAAGAUGUUUAGAAAUAAGGUUGUGUUGUCUUUAUCAACUAAAAAGAGGUUUACUGUUGUAUUGUCUUUCUGAGGCAAACGUUGUUGUGUGGAUAGCAAGGGCAGUAGCUUAGAAACUUUUGUUGCCUGCUCUGAAAGCUUCUAAAAUGAGAGACCUUUUUUUUUCCCAAGCAGGAUAUACUUAGGUAAUGUUGCUUCUAGGAUACUGUAUGUUACAUACAAUGCUCUAAUUGCCCCAGAGUUCCUGGUGUGACUUGGAAACCUGGUGGUGUGGAAGUGUGUACUCAAAAUAUAGACACAUGGUUUAUCCAGGAUGGAAAUUAUGGUUCUCAUUUCCACUUCAGUUGCCUUUUGUUGGGGGAGGGUUGGUAGAAGCCAAGAGAAAGGAAAGAGUUGUAAUGCAAAAAAGCAUUGUUACUUAAUAAAAAUAUCAAAUAAUUGUAAACUUCUUGAAAAGCUUAAUGCUAUUUAAAAGACCUUUAAACGUCUAAACUUACGGUGAGGGUUGAAAACUCUUUCCUUUUCCAAAAUGCUUUCCCUUCUCUUCUUAGUUAACCCGCAUAUAGCAUUUUAAAGGGUUCACCUGGGCCUCUUUGUAAGAUAGUUCUUUAUUAUAUUCCAGGUAGUCGAAUGGUUUUCCAGGUGGUGUCCAUUGUUGUUCAGUUUUUGGAAAGGCUGCAGAAUCCAGGGGUCUACACGUGGAGUAAGCAGACUUUUUAUCCAUGGCUUGGUCCUUCCUUGAAAAGGUCAAUUUUGUGUCUUGGUUGACGGUAGUACUUACCUCUUGGGGGUGUGGUGAGGAUCUCAUCGGAGGCUUUGUGUACUUGCAGUUGCCAUGGUUACUACAGAGCAAGGCAUUUGUUGGAAGAAUUCACUACUUAAUGCCUUUGGGUCCCCAGUUCAAAUCCUUCCAUCAGACUGGAGCCUCAUGGGGGGCAGGGAGGCAGCCACCUCCUAGUGUCUGAUGGUCUACCAUCUACAUCUGUUUCUCAGAAGCAUCAGGAAAGGUGAAAUGACUUAGAGGCAACCAGCCACUAAAUCAGAAGGGCAGGGUUAUUUAUCAGAAUUUUCACACAUAACACUUGGCUUUGGCUGAUGUUUCCAGCACUGGAAGGCAGAGAAUUUUAUGAAAUCAUCUCCAGUUGCACUGAGGCAGGUGAUGGUACAAACUCGUGAGGACUGUUUAGUUUGCCAAGGCUGACAGUAGUAGGUCGCUGAGUGUGGUAUCCAUGGUCACUGACCAUAAAGCUUGUGAAAGUGGAAACAAGGAAGGAGACAGGAUAACUCAGUCACUCUCAUGAGUGUUUCUUUCUUUUUUUUUUUAAACAGGCAGGUUUUACCACCAAAA